This is a messenger RNA of Syngnathoides biaculeatus (alligator pipefish), 2172 nucleotides long. RefSeq names its product info WAP, follistatin/kazal, immunoglobulin, kunitz and netrin domain containing 2a (gene wfikkn2a). The transcript is spliced from 3 exons. The coding region runs from base 406 to 2172 and encodes 588 amino acids. Gene Ontology annotation, cellular component: extracellular region. The record is from RefSeq and is a predicted model, not a curated record. Gene Ontology annotation, molecular function: serine-type endopeptidase inhibitor activity; protein binding. Lineage: Eukaryota; Metazoa; Chordata; Actinopteri; Syngnathiformes; Syngnathidae.
GGUUAAGGCGUCCAAGUGUGCGCGCAGGUGUGUCUCGCCCCUGCCGAGCGCGGAGCAGCCUGCAAAACGUGCCGAAUUAACUUGAUCCUAACUUUAAGUCAGUCGGCUCUCGGAGCACCAGUGGGAAAGAGGCACACAGCACAGCACAGCACAGCACAGCACCUGAUGCGGUUAGAUCUUGGGGUGCUUUGCACGCAGCAGCGCUAAUCUCUCUGCAUGCGAUAUAAAACGUAUAUAGUGAGGGAGGGUGAGGGAGCGACUCAGUCCAUAGCCUCCGUUUUGCACUAGUGGACAGUUAAUUAGGUUCCAUACACCACCAAGGACUUUAUUAUUUCACUUUUCCUCCCGUGGGAUUUAUUCUUGGUCUCUCCGAAAAGUUUAAUCUGCCGCGCUGUUACGCACGCUAUGUGGUGGAUGCUGUUCCCCCGAUGGAUUUGGUUUCCUCUGGGACAUUUGUACGCUUUUCUGCUCUCUCUGGAUGGUGUGGGGCCGAUGCCGAUGUCCGUGGCCAAAGUGGUGUACUCUCACGCCGGUCUGUGCCCCAAUGAGCUCAACCCCAACCUGUGGGUGGAUGCCAUGAGCACCUGCAGCCGCGAGUGUGAAUCUGACCAGGAUUGCGAGACGUUUGAGAAGUGCUGCCUCAAUGUGUGUGGAAACAAGAGUUGCGUGGCGGCGCGCUACAUCGACAUCAAGGGCAACAAGGGGCCCAUCGGGAUGCCCAAAGUGGCCACCUGCGACAAGUUCAUGUGCUCCCAGCAAGGCUCCGAGUGCGACAUCUGGGACGGGCAGCCCGUUUGUAAGUGCCGGGACCGCUGCGAGCGAGAGCCCCACUUCACGUGCGCGUCUGACGGCAUGACUUACUAUAACAAGUGUUACAUGGACGCGGAGGCGUGCUCCAAGGGGGUGUCUAUCUCUGAGGUCACCUGCAGGUAUCACCUGACAUGGCCGAACACCAGUCCAAUGCCACCCGAAACAACUCUCCAUCCAACCACGGCUCUUCAGACCACCCAACCAGCUGACGUACAGAACCCCACCAUCCACAGCAGCCCCACCCAGCGGUCCGUUUUCGUGGGCGAGACAGCGAGCUUCCUGUGCGAGGUCACCGGCAAGCCGCCGCCGGAGAUCACCUGGGAGAAACAACUGAAGGGCAAAGACAACAUCGUCAUGCGGCCGAACCACGUCCGGGGGAACGUCGUGGUCACCAACAUUGGCCAGCUCGUCAUUUACAACACGCAGCUUCAAGACGCUGGAAUCUAUACGUGCACGGCCAAAAACGUGGGAGGAAGCGCGUCUUCUCACUUCCCGUUGGCGGUAAUCAAGAGAGAGGCUGAGGGGAAGGAAGCCGAAGGGAAUAACACUAACCUGCCCUUCCCGCCUGCAGAGUGCUUGAAACGUCCAGACACCGACAACUGUGGAGAAGAAAGCAUAAGCUGGUACUACGAAUCCAGCAGGAACAACUGCUUCACCUUCACUUACAGUCAGUGCAAUAAGAACCGGAACCAUUUCGAUAGCUAUGACACCUGCAUGCUGUCAUGCGGGGGGGAGGUGGCGGCUCCUUGUAGCCUGCCCAGCCUUCAGGGGCCAUGCAAAACCUACGAACAUCGCUGGGCCUACAGCAACGCCCUCAAGAAGUGCCAGUCUUUUGUCUACGGAGGCUGCGGCGGUAACGAGAACAACUUUGAGUCCAAAGAAGCCUGCGAAGGGAUGUGCCCCUUUCCCAAGAACCACAAUUGCAAAGCGUGCAAGCCUCGAGGCAAGAUGGUGGCCAGCUUCUGCAGGAGCGACUUUGUCAUCCUGGCACGGGUCACCGAGCUGACGGAGGAGCAGGACUCGGGCCACGCUCUGAUGACGGUGGAGGAGAUCCUGAAGGACGAGAAGAUGGGUCUCAAGUUCUUCGGUAAAGAACCGCUGGAGGUGACUCUCCUGAAUAUGGACUGGAACUGCCCCUGCCCGAACAUCACCGCCGCCGACAGUCAGCUCAUCGUCAUGGGGGAGGUUCACAACGGGAUGGCCGUCCUGCAGCCGGACAGCUUUGUAGGCCCGUCCAGCGCCCGCAAGGUCCGGAAGCUUCGCGAGAUUUCCCACAAGAGAAGCUGCGGUGUGUUUGAGUUGCCUGGCACCCAGUCGGGACUCACCGGUACCGGUCUUGCAGAGACUAGUUAUAAAAAUUGA